Messenger RNA from Chlorella variabilis, 9324 nucleotides. RefSeq lists its product as hypothetical. Lineage: Eukaryota; Viridiplantae; Chlorophyta; Trebouxiophyceae; Chlorellales; Chlorellaceae. The coding region runs from base 1 to 9324 and encodes 3107 amino acids. The transcript is spliced from 49 exons. The record is from RefSeq and is a predicted model, not a curated record.
AUGGGCCCGCUGGCGGCCCUGAUGGUUUGGGCGGGCAUUCUGGUUGUGUUUGCCAACUGCUGGAAGCGGCUGCUCGGCCUGGCGGUGACCCACUUUGCGCACGGCCGCGCCUUCCGCCUCUCUAUCGGCCAGUUUUUCUUUGCAGGCCUGGCAGACUUGCGCUUGGUGCUGCAUGUGGGCCCCAUGCGUGAGCUGCGCAUCGCUCACCUCUCAGUUGGGAUGGCCAGCAAAGGCCCCGCCGCCGCUGCUGCUGGAGAUGCCGGCGCCAGCGGCGUUGCCGCCACCAGCGGCGGGGCCAGCUGGCUGUGGCAGGUGCUGAUCAGCGGCCAGCUGCUGCUGCCGGGGCUGACAGUCCAGGAUGAGAGGCGAGGUGUGAUGCUGCACCUGCACCAAGGGUCCCUGGCCCUGCACGGAGUGCAGCAGCUGGUGCUGGAGGGCCUCUCUGCUGCCCUGCUGCCCAACUCCAACAGCACGCUUGCCGGCAGCAGCAGCAGCAGCAGCGGCAGCAGCCCGAGCCGCCUGACGGCGGCACUCCAGAGCAGCUGGGGGCUGGGCAGCGGCCCCGGCAGCCCCAAGGCGGGCAGCCCUUCUCUCUCGCUACAGCUAGGCGCCAUCAGCCUGACUGCCAGCAAGCAGCUGCUGCUGUGGGUGCAGCAGCAGUGGAGAGUGCAGGCCGCAGCGCGGCGGCGGGGCGCAAGGCCGCAGCAGGCAGCGCCACCGCCUGCACAGGACGACAAGCAGCAGCGGCUGCUACGCCUGCUGGAGCUGCUCCCAAGAGAUAUGGAGGCAGCUGUUGCUAGCUGCAGUGUGGCCACAGACAGUAGCAGCAGCAGUGCCAGUGCUGGCGGCGGGCUGCCGCUGCAGGCAGCCUUUGGCUUGAGGGGCUUCAGCUGCCGUCUUGCCAAGGCGGCGGCAGAGGAGGGAGCAGACAGCGGCAGCAGUGCCAGCAGCUGCGCAGUAGCACUGACCAGCGUAAGGGCAGGCUGGCAGCAGCUAUCUGCCAGCCUUGGGGCAGCGAGCGGGACUGGGCACAGGCAGCAGCUGCUGCCAUCCGCCGUGGCGUUGAGCAGCGGGGCAGCCGAGUGGUCGCUGGACCUCUCGCCGGCGGCAACAGGCGUUGCUUCGCAGCAGCAGCAGCAGCAGCAGCAGCAGGGCCUCAGCCAGGGUUCCCUGUCAGUGGUAGCCAAAGUCAGCAUCGGCGCCUUGCACACAGAUAUCUGCCACCCCGCAGUGCAGCCGCUGGUGUGCCAGCUGCGCCAGAUGGCCGCGGCUGCCACGGCAGCCAUCAAGCCGGCACCUCCAGCAGUGGCAACAGCAGAGACACUGCUUCCAGCUGAUGCCAGCGGCAUCCAGGGCGAGGUUGGUGGGCUUGGUGGCCAGAGGCAGGCACAGGCGUCGAUUGGCCACGCUGAUUCGGCGGCGCCACUGCUGGCGGAGUGGCAUGGCAGCGUGAGCCUCGGAGAUGGCAGCAGGCUGCUGUUCACAGAUGCUGCGGGGCGCUGCUGCUGGAGCAGCAGCCUGGCAUCGUGCAGGCUGGCAGUGCAGGGUGGCAGCAGCAGCACGGCUUCCGGCAGCUUUGAGGCGGAUGGCAUCGAGAUGCACGCCCUCGCCACAGGCAGCCUGGCUGGCCAGCAGCACGCGCCGGUGCUGCCGCCGCCUCAGAUGCUGGCCGCAAAGCUGCUGCGGGUGCAGGUGGAGCACUCAGCCCAGGCCUUGCACCAGGACCAGCAGCAGCAGCAGGCAGCAGGCGCAUCGCUGGAUGCCACCACGGCUGGCGUGCACCUGCUGCUGCAGCAGCAGCAGCUUGCGCAGGUGGCCAGCGUGAUUGUCAGCUUGUUGCCGACGCCCAAGGCAACGGCAGCAAGCGAUGCCGGCACUGCGGCAGCUGCCCCGCUGGCGUCGGUGGCCGCGGCGGCGGCCAGCAGCCGGCGGCGGCAGCGGCUGCCGCUGCCGCUGCGCCUCGCCUUCUCCUGUGCCGACACGCUGGUUCUGCUGCCCACCACCGUCACCGUGCCAGCUCAGCACGCAUCCAGCGGGCAGCUGCAGCUGCUGCCGACGGCGCCAGCGCUGCUGCUCAGCAGCAUGAGCGGCAGGCUGGGCGGGAGCGGCGGCACCAGGCUGUCCGCCGAGGGGUGCUGCCUGCUCUACUGCGAGGGGCCCCUCUCCCAGCGCUUCCCCAGCCGCUCCGACGCCCUGAAGGAGCAAGCCAAGCUGGCAAUCGUCAGCCUGGACCGUGCUGCUUUCCGACAGGCCACAGCGGCACCUGCAGCGGCGGCAGCGGCACUGGAGCGGCCGGCAGAUGCUUCCGUUGUACCUGACACGGCUGAGGCUGGCGGCAGCGGUGGCGGCAGCAUUGGCGACAGCAGCAGCGGCAUGCAGCUCGAUGUUGGGUCUCUGGCGGCCUGCGCAGAUGCGGAUGCGCUUCUGUGCCUGGCAGCGGUGGCAGAUCACGCCGCUCAGCAGCUGGCGCCGGUGCUUGCGGCAGUGCCCCGCAGCGGCGGCGGCAGCAUCAGCAGCGAGGGCCAGCCGCGCGCGACCAAGCAGCGGCGGCCGCGGCAGCCGCUCAGCGUCACGGUGGGACAGCUGCGCGUGGUGCAGCCGCUGUACGCACCCGAUCGUGGCCGUGACAUGGUUGUGGAGGUGGCGGCGGUGCACGCUGUGGUCGGGGCACAGCAGGGCUGUCAGCACAGCGUGAGCACAGCGGGCGCAGCGCUCAACAUGGACGGCACGCCUGUGCUCCGCUGGCGGCAGCUGGCAGCCAGCCUGCGCCUGCCAGGGCCGGCGGCCAGCGGCAGCAGGCUCGCGGCGCCGCUGCUUGCUGCUGAGACGGCGGCGGCAGGGGGCGUGGGGGCUGCACCGGCAGAUGCUGAUGCAGGCAGCGAGUCUCAGGAGCAGGGGCAACCGCAGCCAGAUGUGGGCGGCAGCCCUGCCAGCUACGACGCAUACCACCGUGCCAGGCUGGAGGCCUGGCUGGAGGCCGAUGCUGCGACGGCGCCGUCCGCAGCGGCAGCGGCAGAGGGCGGUCAGCGGCAAACGCAGGACGCCGCAGCGGCGGCGGCCCUGGGGUGCGGCCCCGCUAGCAUUUUGGAUGCCCGCUUCAGCGGCGCGGAGCUGGUAGUGCCGCACGAUGGCGAGCCGGGGCCCACGGAACGGUACGCCGAGCUGUACUUCAAGGCGCUGGAGACGGCCAUGCACCAGCACCUGCAGCACCUUGAGCUGUUCAAACGACAGCUGCGUAGCGGCGGAGGCGGUGCGGCGGGGGCCAACGGGCAGCAGGUGCCAGCAGACGAGCGGCGGCAGCGGCCCCCGCUGCUCUUCCCCAUGCAGAUCAACCUGGUGGCAGAGGAGCCUGCCCUGCGCUUUGAGCAUCAUCCGAUGGAGGCUUGGAUGGCGUCUCGGGGGCCGCUGCUGCAGCAGCUGGCAGUGCAGCAGCACCUGUGGGGCGAGGUGGCGGCAGCUGUCCAGCCCGCCGACACCGCCAGCCCGCUGCACGCCGGCAUGGUGGAGAGCGCGUUUGAGACGGUGGCGGCCGCCAGCCAGCAGGCCUGGGAUGGGCUGAUGCAGGAGCUGCUGCUGCUGUACCGCAGCAAACUGCGGCAGGCAGACCGCUGGAACCGGCGGCAGCUGCGGCCGUCACAGGAGCAGGAGCAGGAGCAGGGGCAGGGGCAGGAGGCGGCGCCUGGCUCAGGGCCGGCUCUGGCAGGCGGGGAUGGCGGUGAGGGCACGGGGGGCCCCAGCGGCGGCGUGGUCGCCCCUCCCGGCCACGAUCUCAUGGUGAUCAGCUGCAGCCGGCUGCAGGGCCUGGUGGCGGUGUGCUGCGGCAGCGACGAGGCGCGGGCGGCGGCGCGGCGCCAGAUCGCGGAGGCCGACCCGCCGUCGGAGGCCGUGCCCAUGGCCAAGAUGCUGAAGCUGCAUGUGGAUGUGGCGGCAGACGACUUUGCCAUGCGUCUGGCCGGCACCAGCCGCCCGUUUGUGGGCGCGGGCGGCGUGCUGAUCAGCGGCGCUGCCGCGGUGGCACGCCAGGCCACCGCGCCGCCCCAAACGCGCCAGAGGCAGCUGCCCAUCGGGGCCCACCGCCGCGUUGCCAUUCCCAUAACAGUCAAGGGGUGCAGGCCUCCCUUCAAGUUCUACACAGACCUGGCUCUGGAGGCCAGCACGCUGACAGUGUGCCACUCCCAGGCAGGCGGGGAGGCUGGGCUGGAGCCAACGAUGACGCUCGUGGGCCUGGCAGGCAAGCGGCUGAGCCCCAGCGACCCAGACAGGAGCGUGCCGCGGCCGCCGCCCAUCCCUUGGUGGGACGACUUGCGCUACAUGUGGCGCGGCCCUGUGGCGCUGUCGGUGGGCCGCUUCGGGCUGACCCUGGGCGGUACCGCACACCCCGGCAUCUGCGAUACCAGCGAGCGCAUGGAGGUGGAGGCCUGCGGGGUGCAUGGCCGCCUGCUGUCGGGGCGAUACGAGCUAGAGACGGGAGAGCUGAGCGUGACGCUGCACCGCGCGGCAGGCGUGCAGCAGCUGGGCGGUACGCUUCUGGAAUUGCCCUUCCUGCGGGCGCCUCAAGCCAGCGUCAGGCUGGAGGUGGACUGGAAGCUGCCUGGGGGGCGCCCCGCGGAGGAGCACCACCUGUUCCCUGUGGUACUGCCUCCAGCUGGCGCCCUGCAGGCGCCGGUGCAUGCGGGGGUAGCGUACAAGGUGGACAGCUGGGGUCUGGCUCUGCAUGUGGAGCUGGGGCAGGGCGGAGCGGCGCCCGGCGACGGUUCCGCGGCGGCAGGGCCUGCGGUUGGCUUCCUCGGCGGCCAUCAGAUCCAAUGGAUGAAACAGUUUGUGGCGGUGAUGAACCGGCUGCCGCCGCAGGCAAGGCGCAGCGCGGCCCGCUCGGGGGACGCCGACCAUUUCUGCCUGAACAUCGUGGCGGCACCCCUGGAGGUGGUGCACUAUGCUGGGGACCCCUCUGACCCCUCCCACGGCAUCCACCUGCACGCCCCCUCCUGCGCCUACACAGCCUGCUACCUCUUCAACCAGCCCCUGCCCACCUUCCUCAAGCUGCCCCCCCACGCGCGCGGCAACAAGAGGAGGCAGGAGGCCACCCGCACCCUGACCCUCAGCAUGGACGUCCAGGCCGGCGGCGUGACGGUCCACAAGGCCGGCAGCCAGCGGCGGCGCGCCGACGGCGGCGCCUCCAGCGCGCUGCCGGGCGCCAGCCCGCGCUCGGCGGCGGCCGGGGGCGGCGCGCGGGACGCGUGGGCGGAUGCGGAGGAGGUGGAGGGAGAGAUGCUGGGCCUGCUGGGCGACCUGGUGGCACCAGUGACCCGAGAGCAGGAGCCCAUCAUCAGCGCGGGGGCGGUGGCGGUGACGCAGGACGGGCUGACGCCGCCCGCCAGCCGCGCCGCCUCGCCAGGCGACGACCCCGUGGCCGAGGCGCUGCAGCCGCACGGCGGCAGCAGCAGGCCGCUGCGUGUGCUCAUCAGCGACUGCCGCGUGCUGGUGGACCGAGCGGCGCGGGACGCGGUGUGGGGCGCAGUGGAGCACCUCAUCUCCGCCUUCACCACCGGCGUCUCCCAGCAGCGGCACAACCUGCGCAACGCCGCAGUGCACUCGAUGUUCCCGCCCUCCACGUCGCCCUCCCCGACCCCCGCCCUCACCACCAGCCCCAGCAUGCCUUGGUGCAUCUCCAGCCCGGUGGUGCGGCUGCAACGCCACGUCAGCGAGUCGCAGUCGGCGCUUUCCACCCCGCUGCCCACCCCCUCCGCCGAGCCCCUGGCAGAAGCCCCGCCCAGCGCCCGGCGCAGCGUGGAUGGCCCUGCGCCCACUCCAGGCCAGGCCCCGCAGCAGGCGGCGGGCGCGGCGGCGGGAGACAGUAGCAAUGAGCUGCUGGCGCUGCUGCUGCAGCAGCGGCAGGAGGAAGGGGAGGGCGGGGAGGCGGAGGAGGGGUCGCCGGGAGGGUGUGGGGAGGACGAUGACGAGGAGGAAGACGAGGAGGCGCUGCUGUCCUGCCCUGCGGAUGAUCUGGCGGGGCAGCUCAAGUAUGUGGUGGAAGUGAGGGACCUUCAGAUUACAAUCGAGGCGGAGGCGGCGCAGGGCCGGCUGCUGCUGGCGGCGCGCAGCGGGCGGCUGCAGGGCCUGCACCUGCCGGAGCCGGGCCUGAAUGUGACGGCACUGAUGAUGGAGCAGGCAAGAGCCUCCGCAGCCGCCGCCGCCGCCGCGGCCGCCGCCGCCGCUGCUCCUGGGCUGCUUCGCACAGCGCCGCCGCCACAGCUGCAGCCGCAGCCGCCGCCGCUGGGCUGCUUCACACCGCACGUGUCUGCGCAUGUGACGCAGAUGGAUGUGGACCCAGAUGCGCCUGUGCUGUGGCUGCAGCCCACCCCCACAGGAUACCAGCUGCCCGCGGGGCAGGGCAGGAUGGUGCCCGCCAGGCGCAUCUUCGAGCCCACCCAGAUGAGCCUCAGGCACAGCAAGGCGACGGCCGGCGGCGGCCGGCGCCGGCGCGCGCCGCUGAGCGGGCGGGGCGGCAGGCUGCGCUCCAGCCCGCAGUCGAGCUUCACCGCCUCAGCCAUCCGGGGCGAGGAGCUGGUGAUAAGGGUCCCUGAGGUGCUGGCCGUGAUGGAUAGCCGGGAGUUUGAGGUGCUGGUGGAUGUGGUGGGCAUGCUGCAGAGCCCAGGACCCGUGGUGGACGCGGUGGGCGCAGAGGCGGCGCUGCUGGCGGAGCUGGAGGGGGAGGAAGUGGAGGAGGCGCGGCGGCUGUACGCUCUGAUGCGCCAGCAGCUGUCGGAGCUGCGCCAGGCGUCCCAUACGCUGCGUGCCUCGCUGGGGCUCCAGGCCUUCACCUCCCACCUGGCGCCGCCCGGGUUGCACGCCGACGGCCUGCUGCCGCCGCUGGCGGUGGCCCACUUCCUGGCGGCAGACAGCGCGGACUUUGUGGCGGUACAGUUUGGUACCGCAGCGGAGCUGAACGUAGCGAUGCGGGAGCACCUGGCGGCCGCCUCUGCAGCAGCCGUGGAAGCUGCCGAGGAAGCUGGCGGCGGCGGCUACGGCGGCGGCGGCGGCGGCGAGGCGGCGGAUACGCCGCCUGUGGGCGACCCCGGCGGCGCGGCGCCACCGCCGCCGCCGGACGUGGGUCGCGCCGCGCAGGAGAGCACGGCGCUCGUGGCGCGGCGGCACCUGGGGGAGCGGCAGCAGGAGCAGGAGCAGGCGCUGCUGCUGCGGUGGGUGGAGGAGCAGGAGGGGGGCGCGUACGAGGCGGUGGAGCAGGCCAAGGGCUGCCUGCUGGCGCUCAAGGCCGUGGCGCGCAAGCGCCAGCAGAAGCACUCUGCCUCUCGCCUGCGCCUGCAGCUGGACCGCGUGGUGUGGCAGAUGUGCAGCCUGUCACGGGAACCCUUUGUGCAGGCCGCCAUCCGCCGCCUGUUGCUGGACAAGUUUCAGAACAAGGACCACUCCGGCUCCGCCAAGUUUGUGAUUGGGCGCAUCGAGGUGCUGGACUCCCAGGGCAUGCUGGGGCCCGGCCCCGGCAUCAACGCAGGCGUGAUUCUGUCUGUGUGGAACCCGGAUGCCAGCUGGGAGCGGGACGACAUGGUACGGGCGGUGGCCACCAUGGGGGUGCCCACGCAGACCCACAUCAUCUACGACCACCUGGACCUCAUCCUGCACCCCACAGCCUUCCACCUCACAGAGGGCAUCGCCGUCGCCUUCUGGGAGUACUUCUUCCCUCGCGAGGACGAGUCGAAGGCGCGUGCCGCCGCCGCCUUUGCGCGCAGCGUGGCGGUGCCCGCCGCCGCCGCCGCGCGGCACAGGCGCUCAGCCACGGCGCUUCCAGCUGAGGUGGCGUACUCGCAGCAGGGCUCCCCCAUGGGGCAGGGCUCCCCCAAGCGGCGCACCGUGCUGCUGCCCCCGGGCGACACCAGCAGCCAGCCCAGCAGCGGCGGGCAGAGCCCUCGCGCGGCUGCCGGCACGCCGCGCGCCUCGGCCAUCGUCAACGCAGGCUGGCGCUCCGCCCCCAGCAAGCUGCACCGCCGCACCUCCUCCCUCGCGGCUGAGGGAGGCAACCUCAGCAGGCAGAGCACGCUGGGAGGCUCCGCCACGGCGGCAGCGGCAGCAGCCGCGGCAGAGGCCUCGCUCCUGGAGGCGGCGGCGGAGACGGCGGCGGCGCUGGCCAGCGGCGGCGGCGCCGGCGCCGGCCCCAGCGUCGCCUUUAACCUGCAGCGCACCAGCGGCGGCGGCCCCAGCCACCUGCAGCGCACCAGUGCCACGGGGCAGCUGGAGCGGGCUGGCAGCGGGGCAAUGCGUGCGGGGGCGGGCAGUACGCUGGCUGGCGGCCGCCUGUACCGCCCCCUGUCCAGCAUCAGCCUGGCCGCCUCAGACGCAGACAGCGUGGCGGUGCGCGCGGCGGCGGCCAGCCCGCCGCACCGCAAGGUCCGCUUCGUGCACGUGAAGCUCAACCGGGCGCACUGCCGCGUCACAUACGAGGGCUACCCGCUCACCUUCAACGACCUCAAGCUGGUCAUCGACAACCGCACCUACGUCAACAUUGAGGGCAGGUGGAGGGAGCUGUUCAACAGGAUGAAGUGGGACAUUGUCAAGUCGGUUGUGAAGAGCGAGCUGCUGCCCGAGGGGUUUCCCGGGGAGGAUGGCGAGGGCGGUGCGCGGCGCAAGCCUGGGCUGCUGGCACAGCUGCAAGCGCUGGGCAAGGGACGCAAGGAGGGGGCGGGCGUUGCGGGCGGCGAGGCGGUGCUGUCGGGUGAAGACCUGCGGGCGCAGCACAAGCGGCGCAUGCUGUUUGGCCACAUGCUGCCCGCCACGCCGGGCGCGGCGCAGGCCCCGCACGCGCCAGCCGCGCCGCCGCUGCCCCCGGGUGUCACCGGCGGCGCCAGCGUGGCGGAUGCGCCUGCAGCGGAGGCAUCUGGAGGCAGCCCGGGCGCUGCAUCGCUGGGGGUGGCAGGCUCGCCCGGCGCCUCGCCUGCCGCCCGGUCGGCAGCCGCGAGCGGCGGCACCACGCCGCGGCGUGCUUCCGAGGACGUGGCCGGGGCGGGGGAGGUGUUCCCGGGGCCUCUGGCGGCCGGGCUGGCGCCCCCUGCCCCGCUGGCGUCGGGCGCCUUUGGCAGCACGGCCGCGUUCAGCAGCGCGACGUUGCCAAACCUGGAGCCGGCUGCCUCUGCUGGGUCUGAGGCCGGCAGGCCGGACCCAGCAGCUUCCGCGCCGCCGGGGCAGCAGCAGGCCGGCGGCGGGGCCGGCGGUGGCAGCCGCGGCGCGCUGCCCACGCCCAAGUGGGCGGCCAAGCUGGCCAGCAAGGCGCAGAAGGGGUUCCACAAGCUGCGCGACUCCCUGCAGGAGUGA